CGAGUGGUUAUACCAAUAUGACAAAAGCGAUGUUUCCCGCGACGUUAUGUCUGGUUUUGUUCGUGGCGAAAUUCGUUCGGUGGUUGCUGUCGUUAUUCAUGUACGGCAUAGUUAUGGCAGAAGCAUUAGUACAAUUCGCCAUCAUGUUGAUAAAGUAUGUGCAAUUGUGUAUUUUUUGUUUUUUUUUAUAAAAAUAGCCGUACAAAAUUAAUUCCCCAACUGUUUCUUCCGGGUAUUUAAAACGAUUCGUAUGGGCUUACACGCAGGUUUUGUUGUUAAAAUAUGAAAAUUGCAUUUUUUUUUUUUUUUUUGUUUGUUUGCGGAUUUCCGUUGGUUAUUAUAAGAAUAAAAUUUGUCUUUUUUUUUCAAUCCUAUAACAAAAUCAAAUUGUAAUUAUUUAAAGUCACCGUUAUACUGCAAAACGCGUAUACGACGGGUACAUAUUAUAUAAAAAGAAAAACACAUUUUGUUUGUCCUGCACGGUCAUUUCCAAAACCAUGCGUGGGUACCGAUCGAUUCGUACGAGGUAUUUGUUUUUUUUUUUUCUUUAAAACGGUUUGUCGUUAAUUUCACGGGGAAUGUAAACACAGAUACAGACACAGUAUUAUAUUAUUUUUGAUAUUUUUAAUGUUUUCGAAAUUCGUGUACCCACCGUUAACGAUAAAUCGUAAAUUUAUUUACAGCGAACUCAUACGAAAGUUGGAACCAAAAACGGCUAUUCUCGAUACGCGCAAAGUACCCUCUGAAACUUCAGAUCCGCACACUACCGUCGGUCAGAGCCGGACCGUAGGCACAACGCGACGCGUCAUACCGCCCGCCGAAACACGGCCAACCGUCGAUCCGUCAAGUGAGUGCAGUGAUUAUUAUAUAAAACUAAAUGUCCAACAUCGGAAUCGUGUGUAUGUUUGUAAAGUGAAUCGCUUAUUACGCCGAAGUUUGAACCGAUUAGAACACUACCUACGCACAUUAUAAAAACGAAAAUAACUACAGUAAAAAAUUUUUCCCGACACGAACGUUGGGUUAGGGUUUAUCGUGAAUUCGAAAAUAUAUCAUCUCGAAUAUAAUAUUGAGGAGAUGAGAGUUAUUGAAACCGUUCAAAUUUUUCCGGUUUCGUUAAAUUCGAUAGUUAUUUCGUACCAUUUUACGACCACCUUAACGAUAAGUCUGUUCGUUAAACUAUAUAACCGUCCGAACACUAUCGUUUUUAUACGGACUUUAAAUUUAAAAUAAUAUUCAGUCAAAAUAUCCGCAGGAAUAUAAUUUACGAAUAAAAGAAAUUAUACUCUUUGUAUACCCUAUACUUAAUUUUUAUUAGCCGUCAACGUGUCGAGUUCUAUACAGACCGACAAAAUUGAAGCGGACGGAUCUGUGAAACGCUGCAAAGAAAAUAUAGAUGCUAUAUUUAACACGAUGGAUGAACGCAAUCUACUAACCAAGGUCACUAUUAUUAUAUUGUUAUUUACUUACUUGAAUUAAAACUUGUACGAACAAUGUCACUAAAAUACGCUGUAGCCGGUUUAAUAUGUCAAUAAUUUUUUUUAUUUUAUUUUAUAUCUUAUAUAGUGUAAAGAAAUAAAAAAAAUUAUCUUUGAAACCAAAGAGAAAUGUUUACCGUGGUUAGCACGGUAUAUCAUUACGAAACGCAUCAGCGUAGAAUCAAGUCAUCAUAGCAUGUGCUUAAAAUUGUUGAACAUAUUAAACAACGAAAUUCUCACGGAAUUAAUAACGCUAGAAACUGAAUCAGAUAUUAAAGUGAGUAGGAACAUUUUUUUUUUUGUUUGACUAGUUUUUAUAUGAUAAUUAUGGAACAGAUUAUAUUAAAUCAGAAUCCGUAAAAAAACACUAGUGGAAUACUUGAGUAGUUUUAAAAAGUUUAAAAAUUUUUUUUUUUUAGAACACGUACAAAUUUAUUUGAAAAAAAUUAUUUUAUUUUAAUCUUUUUUGUAGCGCUUUUUGUGGAUUUUAGGUGUAUAUAAAUCCGUUCUCCAAUGAUAAUGAAUACGACUUAUUUUAAAAUAAUAUCUCGUGUAUCUCGAUAGGCGUUAUUAAGCAAAGAUGAGGAGAGUCCUAUAUGUAGGAAAACUUUGAACAAUUUGGGAAGUUGGUACGGGAUGAUGACCCUGGCCAAAAACAAACCGAUCGGUAAGACGUUUGAAGACUUGAAGACGCUACUGAUAAAGGCGUACCAAGAAGAAAAACUGACGUACACUCUGCCGCUUGUUACGAGAAUUCUUGAAACAUGCGCUAAUAGCACAGUAUGUCGAAUACGUUUCGUUCUUAUCGAUUUAAUUUCUGAUAAUUUGUUGGUAUAG
This is a messenger RNA of Cinara cedri, 2312 nucleotides long. NCBI's taxonomy places the organism in Eukaryota, Metazoa, Arthropoda, Insecta, Hemiptera, Aphididae. The record is from the annotation of a GenBank genome assembly.